UGUUGACAGUCAUGGCGGAGUUUUUAAAAAGGAAUUAAAACAAUUAUUAUAUUGGAAUUAAAUGUACUGUACAAAGUGUCAUUUUGUAACAUUUUUCGUUAGCCGGAAGAAUUUUUCCAAUGUAAAAAAAACCGUGUCGUGGCUCAGAAAAGGUUGAAAAAACUGCUUCAGACAACUAGCGUUGACUCAGUUAGCCUAGCUAGUUCAGUUUAUGCGUUGCUAUACCUACAUCGGACAGCAGGGGGCGCCGCCGCCUUCAUGUUAACCGUGCAGAAGCUCGCAAGACCUCCGUUUCCUGAAACGCAUACUUCUGGAUUAGGAAGAACACACCCAGUGACAUCAGUGAAGUUUGAAGAAGAAGAAGAAGAAAAAAAAGUUCCAACUGUAAGUGUGCAGAGAAGAAGCAACAGGACCAAAGGGGUCCUGGUCGGAAUUCUUUGGAUAUAAGGCGGGUUUUUUGGGGGGCGGUUGGCGGUUGUUUAUUCGUCAAGUGUACUUUAAAGGUGGAGUUUUUUUUUUUGAAGAUGUCAACUUCAGACGAGACAGACGGGCCGAGGCCGCGAUAUGGAUCUGUUCUGGAUGGAGUGGAACGACUCACGGCGGAGGAGAUGGAUGAGAGGCGGCAGCAGAAUAUGGCCUACGAGUACCUAUGUCACCUGGAAGAGGCCAAAAGAUGGAUGGAGGCGUGUCUGGAUGAGGAAUUACCGCCCACUACGGAGCUGGAGGAGGGCCUCCGGAACGGCGUCUAUCUGGCCAAACUUGGCAACUUCUUUGCCCCUCGCACCGUCUCCCUUAAGAAGAUCUACGACCGCGAGCAGACGCGCUAUAAGGCGACUGGACUCCAUUUCAGACAUACUGAUAAUGUCAUCCAGUGGCUCAAUGCCAUGUCUGAGAAAGGCCUACCAAAGAUCUUCUACCCUGAGACGACAGACAUAUAUGACAGAAAGAACAUGCCACGCUGCAUCUACUGCAUACAUGCGCUAAGCUUGUACCUGUUCAAGCUGGGCCUCGCCCCGCAGAUCCAGGAUCUGUACGGCAAAGUGGAUUUCACCGAGGAGGAGAUCAACAACAUGAAGAGUGAGCUGGCAAAGUAUGGGAUCCAGAUGCCCGCCUUCAGCAAGAUUGGCGGAAUCCUGGCCAAUGAGCUCUCAGUGGAUGAGGCCGCAUUACACGCCGCUGUGAUCGCCAUCAACGAGGCCAUCGACCACGGCGUCCCGGAGGGCACCAUGGCGGCCAUGCAGAACCCCAACGCUAUGCUGGUUAAUCUGGACUCUAACUCCGCCCAGCAGUAUCACAACACAUUAUACCAGGCCAAGGGGGAGAAGGUGGCCAACUCACGCAAGCGGCAGAUGGAAAACGCUGACGCCGAGAGAGAUAUCUACGACGAGCUUCUCACCCAGGCCGAAAUCCAGGGCAACGUUAACAAAGUCAACGUGAAUAACGCCCUAAGUGCUGCUGAGCAGGCUUUGCUGAGCGGGGAUGAAGAUAAAUUGUACGAAGCUCUGAAGGCCAUGGGGGUCCACAACCUGCAGCUUCAAAACAAAGGCUGGUACCUGAAACAACUGCAGGCUGACCGGGAAAACAAAGAACUGGCGUCUCCUGGCCAGGCGCUGACCAAGGAUGAGCUGCAGGCUGGUGUGGACGUGGCCAAUGAAAUAGCGGAAAGCUACUUGAGAAUGCUGAAGGCGGUGGAGCGCAUCAACGCCGCCAUCCGGGCCGGAGUGAAAGAGAAGACCGUGGAGGAGCUGAUGAACCCUGACGCUCAGUUGCCCGACGUCUACCCCAGUGCUGCUGACCUUUACCAGCGAGAGCUGUCCAGUCUGCAGCAGCAAAGUCCCGAGGGCUCUCUGUCCCACCCGGAGCUGCUCGUCGCCGUGGAGAUGUUGUCCUCAGUGGUGUUGAUGAACGAGGCCAUGGACGUUGGAGACCGAGACACCCUCUGGAGACAACUGUCCAGCUCCAUCACGGGGCUUAGUAACGUGGAGCCUGACUACGCCCAAAGGUACAUGGAUGAGUUGAUGCGUCUUAAGGCGGCAGCCAGGGACGAGGGUUGCCAUUAUCUCACCUGGAACGACAUCCAAGCCUGCAUUGAUCAGGUCAACAUGACCGUGCAAGAGGAGCACGAACGUAUCGCGGCUAUCGGAUUGAUCAACGAGGCGCUGGAUGAAGGGGAUCCGAUGAAGACCUUGGCGAUGUUGCAGAAUCCGUCAGCGAAGCUCACAGCCGUGGACCCGUCUGUGGCUCAGCACUACCACGACAAACUGCUGGAGGCCCGCCGGGAGAAGGCUCAUGAGACCCAAGAUCCCUCUGCCGUGCUUUGGCUUGAUGAGAUCCAGGACGCUAUUCUAAAGGCCAACCAGGACACCAAGGACGCUUUGCUGUUCUCUCAGUCCAUCCACGCCAUCAACGAAGCGGUGGAUAGCGGCGAUGCAGCUCAGACCCUUACCGCGCUACGAAACCCUGGGGCGGGACUCUAUGGGGUCACGUCUGAAUGCGCGCAGACGUACCAGGAUGACUUGGCCAAAGUCAAGGAAGAGAAGAAGAAAGAUGGUGAUAACAAAAGCGAGUGGGUGCAACACUGGGUGAAGGGUGGACACAACUACUACUACAACCUGAGUACAAAAGAGGGUACCUGGGUGGAACCGGAGGGCUUCCUCCAAAACAACACCCAGCUCAACAAGGAGGACAUUCAGUCCGUUGUUUCGGGGGUAACCACGGCUUACAACCGAGAGCAGUUGUGGCUGGCGAAUGAGAAUCUCAUCACGAAGCUGCAAGCUCGUUGCCGUGGAUACCUGGUGAGGAACGCCGUAAAAGAGAGGAUGCGGUUCCUGAAAUCACAAGAGCCAGCCGUUACACGCAUUCAGGCUCACUGGAAAGGCCACAAACAGAGGAAGGACUUCAAUGAGCGUAAGAAAUACCUAGAGGACCACAGUGACGAUGCUGUAAAGAUCCAAUCAAUGGUUCGGAUGCAUCAAGCGCGUAAAAAAUAUCAGGAUCGUCUAAAGUACUUCAAAGAUCACAUUAACGACGUGGUGAGGAUCCAGGCUUUCAUCAGAGCAAACAAGGCCAGGGACGACUACAAGACUCUGAUCAGCGCCGACAACCCACCGAUGGCGGUGGUGAGGAAAUUUGUCCACCUGCUGGACCACAGCGACCAGGACUUCCAGGAGGAGCUGGAGCUCAUGCGGCUCCGUGAGGAAGUGGUCACCAACAUCCGCUCCAACCAGCAGCUGGAGAACGACCUCAACUUGAUGGACAUCAAGAUCGGUCUCCUGGUGAAGAACAAGAUCACUCUGCAGGAGGUGGUGUCCCACAGCAAGAAGCUGACCAAGAAGAACAAGGGACAUCUCUCCAACAUGAUGAUGAUGAACAAACACAGAGGAGGUCUGAAGGCCCUCAGCAAGGAGAAGCGAGUCAAACUGGAAGCCUACCAGCAUCUCUUCUAUCUAUUACAGACUAAUCCCACGUAUCUGGCCAAGCUGAUCUUCCAGAUGCCUCAGAAUAAAUCAACCAAAUUUAUGGAUUCCGUCAUCUUCACCUUGUAUAACUACGCCUCAAACCAGAGAGAGGAGUAUCUGCUUCUCAAGCUCUUCAAGACCGCUCUCCAGGAAGAGAUCAAAUCAAAAGUUGACCAGAUGAAGGAGGUCGUCACCGGAAACCCGACGGUCAUCAAGAUGGUGGUGAGUUUCCACCGCGGCGCGCGAGGCCAGAAUGCCCUAAGACAGAUCUUGGCGCCGGUUGUCAAGGACAUCAUAGAUGACAAAACGCUCAACAUCAAAACCGACCCGGUGGACAUCUACAAGAGCUGGGUCAACCAGAUGGAGACCCAAACCGGAGAGGCCAGUAAGCUGCCGUAUGAUGUCACGCCCGAGCAGGCUAUGGCUCACGAAGAAGUUCGGAACAGACUGGAGGCCUCCAUCAAGAGCAUGAAGGCGGUGACUGACAAGUUCCUUUCCGCUAUCAUCGUCUCCGUGGAUAAAAUUCCAUACGGGAUGCGCUUCAUCUCCAAGGUCCUGAAGGACACCCUCCAUGAGAAGUUCCCAGAUGCUACAGAGGAUGAACUGCUGAAGAUCGUGGGGAACCUUCUGUAUUACCGUUACAUGAACCCAGCGAUCGUCGCCCCCGACGCCUUUGACAUCAUCGAGAUGUCGGCGGGCGGCCAGCUCACCAACGAGCAGCGCCGAAACCUGGGCUCCGUCGCCAAGAUGCUGCAGCACGCCGCCUCCAACAAGAUGUUCCUCGGGGAUAACGCCCACCUGAAUCCCAUCAAUGAAUAUCUCAGCAAUUCUUAUCAGAAGUUUCGGCGCUACUUUUUGACAGCAUGUGAUGUCCCUUCACUUGAAGAUAAAUUCAACGUGGAUCAAUACUCUGACUUAGUCAACGUCACCAAACCUGUCAUCUACAUCUCCAUUGGAGAGAUUAUUAACACUCACACGCUGCUGCUGGACCAUCAGGAUGCUAUUGCUCCGGAGCACAACGAUCCCGUCCACGAGCUGUUGGAGGACCUGGGAGAGGUUCCCACUGUCGAGUCCCUCAUUGGUGAAAAUCCUCUCCCUCCUGAUGACCCGAACAAGGAGGUCAUGGGAAAAACCGAGGUGUCACUUACACUGACGAACAAGUUCGAUGUCCCUGGUGAGGCCAACACUGAAGUGGACGCCAAGACCCUCCUGCUCAACACCAAGAGGCUGAUUGUGGAUGUGAUCCGCUUCCAGCCUGGUGAGACUCUCACUGAGAUAUUGGACUCAACAGCUGGUCCGGAGCAGGAAGAGGAGUACCAGCGCGCCAUGCAACGGCGAGCCAUCCGCGACGCCAAGACCCCAGAGAAGAUGAAGCAGGUCAAACCGGUCAUGGACGAUAGCCUCACAUUACAAGGGAAGAAGGAGCGGAUUCAAAGCAACCUGACGCGGUUAGCCGAGCUGGGCAAAGUCAAUCCCGAGAACCGCUACCAGGACCUCAUUAACGACAUAGCCAAGGACAUCAGAAACCAGAGACGGUAUCGCCAGCGCAGGAAAGCUGAGCUGGUGAAACUCCAGCAAACCAACACGGCGCUCAAUUCCAAGACCAAUUUUUACAACGUGCAGAUUGAUUCCUAUAAUCAAUAUAUUAAGACCUGCAUGGACAACCUGGCCAGCAAGGGCAAGCUGUCGAAGCCCGGAGUCAGCAAGGCCAAAAAGAGUAAACAAGUUUCCCAGAAAUACACGGCCUCGCGUUUAUACGAGAAGGGUGUGCUGAUCGCCAUCGAGGACCUGCAACCCAACCAGUUCAAGAAUGUUAUUUUUGAAAUCUCUCCAUCCGAGGCUGUUGGCGUGUUUGACGUGAAGGCCAAGCUCAUGGGGGUACACUUGGAGACUUUACAGUUAGAAUACCAGGAUCUCCUCCAGCUGCAGUACGAAGGCGUGGCCGUGAUGAAGAUCUUCGACAGGGCGACCAUCAACGUCAACCUGCUCAUUUUCUUGCUCAAUAAGAAAUUUUACGGGAAAUAGAGGAAACAAACGGCCACGGACUGAUUUAGCCGCCAAUGUAACCUUUUUUUUUACGCUUGCUGAAAAGCCCCCGACCGACUUGGACCGCCGUGGUUGUCCAACGUCUGUCAAACGCCCCGAAUACGCUUGGUUGUCGCGCCUUUGCAGGUUUAUUUUCUACGAUGUUGCAUCACGUAACUGUCGCCAGAUGUUUAACAGCUGUAUUUUUUUUCUUGAAAUAUUAUGAAUAUCAUGAUCACUUAUAAAAAUGUUAUGUUUUAUGUCCACAGAUUGUGUUUUUUCUUUGCUGAGCUGAUUGAUAGAGCCUGAUUAGCAUCGCAAAUACAAAUACAAAAAAAUACUCAAAACA
This is a messenger RNA of Doryrhamphus excisus (bluestripe pipefish), 5832 nucleotides long. It is a transcript of the gene iqgap1, whose product is annotated as IQ motif containing GTPase activating protein 1. Gene Ontology annotation, molecular function: calmodulin binding; GTPase activator activity; actin filament binding. Gene Ontology annotation, biological process: epidermal growth factor receptor signaling pathway; mitotic actomyosin contractile ring assembly actin filament organization; regulation of GTPase activity. The record is from RefSeq and is a predicted model, not a curated record. Gene Ontology annotation, cellular component: nucleus; cell cortex. NCBI's taxonomy places the organism in Eukaryota, Metazoa, Chordata, Actinopteri, Syngnathiformes, Syngnathidae.